ACAGUCCAGUAUCACCGCCAGGAGCAUCGGCGCAGUUUAGCUAAUCGGUAGUGCAAACAUCGAAAACACUUCCCGGUCUGUUUUCACUCUCUGUUUAGACGCGUGAAAAAAGAAAGUCCACCGGUGCCUUCGUCAAGUCAUGCGUUUCAGACGACCGUAUUCUACCGCGUUCCGUUUCUUUUCUUCUUCUCCUUAUCUUUCCCAUUCCACUCAGCUUCUCGGCUAAACAUCUUCAUAUGGCGGUGAAAGAAUCUGCUGCGCUCGUAAGUCAUGCCUAGGCAGCAAACGGCUCAUACGUACACGUUUCCGCACACGCAUCGAGCGUGUGGGAAUUAUCACCUUUUUCCGGAGCGGAACGGCAAAGCUAGCCAACGGCCGCGCAACAAAGUGGUGCCGUAGUCUUGCGACCGUUCUGGAUCGGAUAGGUGUUACUGCUACCGGAAAGCAGCGGAAGCUGUCACAAUAGGUUUCACUCCUUUUGCAAUCGAAACAACACAUUUAAUUAAUUUCGUAGUGCAAUGAAUUGGUGGUCAGUGUUAUUAAGUGCUGGCGUACUGGCUGCAUGCUGCAGUUGUUACGAUGCACUGCAGCUAUCGAAUGUAACGAUAUCGGAAGAAAAAAAUGAGCUGGAUGUCGUGCAAACGGCGUCACGCAGUGGAAGAUUUUUUCCCUUCUACACGAUUGGCCGUAUUGCGAACGUUCCGUGCACGUCACCCUCGGGCCUAACGGGCACUUGUUUGAUUGCGGGCGAGUGCAAAGACAACGGUGGCUUAGCGUCUGGUUCGUGCAGCUCCCGUACCAACCAGGCCGUCUGCUGUGUGUACACUCAAUCCUGCGGAGGCUCGACAAACCUCAACAGUACCUACUUCACGAACGCUGGCUAUCCGGGACCUUAUGCUGGAGGUGGAACCUGUACAUUUACGAUCACACCGUCCAGUGGGAUCUGUCAGCUUCGGAUCGAUUUCCGUACGCUGACGCUCAGCCAACCGACUGGUGAUGGUUCCUGCAACACCGAUCGGCUAACGAUCGUCGGAUCGAGCCCGGCAGUGGUGCCGAUCUGUGGCGAAAACACGGGCCAACAUCUGUACGUGAACUUUGUCGGCAGUGGCCCGAUCUCGUUGCGAAUCGCCACCAACGCAGACGUUUCGUUUAAUCGCCUGUGGAACAUAGAGCUGUCGCAGAUAGCGUGUGCCAGCGCGGAACGUGCACCGGCCGGCUGUUUACAGUACUACACGGAAUCGUCCGGCGAGAUUAGCAGCCUUAAUUAUGGGCUGGGAGAAAAUCCUUUAACAAAUGCGGCCGGUGCACGGGGAAGUCGACAGCUCGCCAAUACCAACUAUGGCAUCUGUAUACGAACGGCCGCUGGUCAGUGCUCUGUUACCUACUCGCUGCCUCCAGAAGAUAGGUUCGCGUUUACGGUGACCGGUGAUGCUGUUGCUGUUGAUCCCGCGCUGCUCGGUAUGUCUAUGCUGAGUCUUUCCGGUGCGGCUUGUGGGACCGAUUUCGUCAUCAUACCGAACCCUACCGGCUUGGCGUCCGAUCGUUUCUGUGGUCUUGGUUUUCCGGGCGUAACGAGUAGUACACGACCGUUUGUGCUGUACACGGUGACCAACGGCAAUGAAACACCGGACGCCGCUAAUCGAGGAUUCCGAUUGCUGUACAAACAAAAUGCUUGUGCAGCAGCUUAAGAAGUGGAUGAUGGAAACUGAAAGAAGGAAUGCGUCGAAUGCUGUCGAUUAAAAUGUAACACAUACAAAGUGUGAUGAAUGCUGACUGAUGGUAACGAGAACUGUUUGUGUAAAUAGAUGGUAAUAAUUUAUUUAUAGCACGUUGCAGCUCAUCACUUGAAUAAAACGAGUGCGAUUGAGUUGUGUUGAGGAGUUAAAAUAAAUUUAUGAAAGUAAUGUGAA
This is a messenger RNA of Anopheles stephensi (Asian malaria mosquito), 1910 nucleotides long. RefSeq lists its product as uncharacterized. The transcript has 6 exons. Lineage: Eukaryota; Metazoa; Arthropoda; Insecta; Diptera; Culicidae. The coding region runs from base 519 to 1688 and encodes 389 amino acids. The record is from RefSeq and is a predicted model, not a curated record.